AUGCCAACAUCCGCGUUAAUACAUCUGCUGACUGUCCAAAUUGAUUUCGGGCAGGCUGAUAAACGCGCUCUGUGGCGGUUUAAGGGCGGCAAUAUCGAUAACUUGGAUAACGGCGUGCCUGUAUCAGUUUACAGUGCAAGCUGUCCUGAUAGUGUUGUAGAUCCUAAGGGGGCAUCCUUACAGGACGAAUCCUAA
This is a messenger RNA of Fusarium proliferatum ET1, 195 nucleotides long. RefSeq lists its product as uncharacterized. Lineage: Eukaryota; Fungi; Ascomycota; Sordariomycetes; Hypocreales; Nectriaceae. The transcript is spliced from 2 exons. Bases 1 to 195 code for a protein of 64 amino acids. The record is from RefSeq and is a predicted model, not a curated record.